UUCCUCUGGUUGGUGUCUAUUAUCAAGAAGCGUUACAUUUGUUUUUCUGUCGGAGCAUGCUCAUAUUAAACUAUUCUCUUGUUUAUUCAGGAAUCCAUAGUUUUAUGAUAACGAGGAAUUCAAGCUUUUACAGUUACAGCACAUCAUGGAUUUGACUGUGUUUUUUAUUUGCCGUUUGAAUAGCCCAUGAUUUUCCCAAAAGGCCCAUGCUUCGAUCUUAUCCCCUCAGCUGGACAGCUGUGAAAUGUACAGGUGCUGGUGCUGCAAAUUUAGGUUACAACCAAGAAGAGCCCUUCAGAUUGUAAUGGAGGGAAGGGAGGGCGUUGCAGUGGCAGGAGGCCAUGAAUCCGGUCACGGUCUCUUCAGAGCAGACAUAACCAUGACAGAGGCGCAAGAAGCAGCAAAGAGGUACCAAUCCUCUCCUUCCUCGCCGUCGACGUCCCCCACACCGUCCCCGCCCCCGGCCGAAGCUGGCCACGGAGGGGAUGCCACCGCAACUCCGCUUGCGUGGAGUCUUGGUGGGGACAAGCCGAGCGAGGCCGCGGGGGACAACGGCAUGCAGACGGCUGGGCAGAGUGAGCAUGCCAGCUUGAGCUCCGGUCGGCGCAGGGGCCGCCCGCGCGGCUCCGGCAGGCGCCAGAUCCUAGCCACUCUUGGGGAAUGGUAUGCGCUGUCAGCUGGAGGGAGUUUCACACCUCAUGUCAUCAUCGUGGGUACUGGGGAGGAUGUGGCGGCGCGCAUAAUGUCGUUUUCUCAGAAGGGUCCACGCUCGGUUUGCAUCCUCUCUGCCAAUGGGACAAUAUCUAAUGUAACAUUGAGGCAGCCGGAUUCAUCUGGUAGCACCUUCACCUAUGAGGGCCGUUUCGAGAUUCUGCAAUUGAUGGGCUCCUUCACAAUGGCUGAGGAAGGCAGGAGGAGAACUGGUGGGCUCAGCGUCUCCCUUGCUGGCCCUGAUGGCCGUGUAGUUGGCGGUGUAGUGGCCGGGAUGCUGCGUGCUGCCAGCCCUAUACAGGUGAUCGUGGGAAGCUUCCUGCCCAACAGCUUGAAGCAGCAUCAGAAGAGGAUGAACCUGCAGCAACAAGCAUCCGCUAUCCCGGCACUGCCAGCACCAACGGCGCCCCAUCCCGUCCUCACAGCGGCAACGCCAAUCUCCCAGGCAGCUCCCGGCAACGGCUUCCAUGCGCCGUCGCCCUCCGCCGCGCCCCCGCAGCUGCAGCCCUGCGCCAGCGCGGAGGAGCACGGCGCCAUGAACCUGAACGCGACGGGGUUCACCAUGGUCGGCUGGCCUGCGAGCUCACAGCCGGUGGCGCGCAGGGCUUCCCCUGACAUCAACGUCAGCUUGACCCCCCAGGAGUAGGAGAAGUGAUUGCCAUUUUUUUUGUCGCCUGAUCCCUGACGCAUUUUGUAGGGCGUGGCACUUGAUGCCCCAUGUGUGGUACUAGCCGACCAGCUAAGCGUGCUUGGGUGGGGAGAAACUAGUGAUGUUAAUCUAGCCAGGAUCAGUAGAAGUUGUAGAACGUGGUAGAUGCUCAGAGUGGAGAGAGAUGCCAAUUUGUUGGGUUACUGUUGUUGAAUCUGGCCAUGACUGUGGCAGUUGAUUUAGACAUUUAGUUCUAGUCCCUUUCUAUCAGUCUGCCUUGCAAAUGCAGUUGCGCAUGCUGGGUUGUGUGCACUUGAGCACUUGUGCUCUGCAACCUGUUCUGUUGUUGCCUA
Molecule: messenger RNA, 1713 nt
Organism: Panicum virgatum (switchgrass)
Lineage: Eukaryota; Viridiplantae; Streptophyta; Magnoliopsida; Poales; Poaceae
Product: AT-hook motif nuclear-localized protein 1-like
Exons: 6
Coding region: 245-1357 (370 amino acids)
Molecular function (GO): minor groove of adenine-thymine-rich DNA binding
Source: RefSeq, a predicted model, not a curated record